Messenger RNA from Sardina pilchardus (European sardine), 3830 nucleotides. RefSeq names its product RNA polymerase II elongation factor ELL. The record is from RefSeq and is a predicted model, not a curated record. Gene Ontology annotation, molecular function: cis-regulatory region sequence-specific DNA binding. Gene Ontology annotation, cellular component: transcription elongation factor complex. Lineage: Eukaryota; Metazoa; Chordata; Actinopteri; Clupeiformes; Clupeidae. Bases 1 to 1839 code for a protein of 612 amino acids. The transcript has 12 exons. Gene Ontology annotation, biological process: snRNA transcription by RNA polymerase II; transcription elongation by RNA polymerase II; positive regulation of transcription elongation by RNA polymerase II.
AUGGCUGCGCUGAGGCAGGAGCAUCGGUAUGGACUCUCCUGUGGAAAAAAUAACAAAAACAUUCCCAAUAAGACUAUUUAUCACGUCAAACUAACCGACACUGCCAUUAGAACAUUGGAAGCCUACCAAAAUCUCAAGGGAUCCUUACCAAAUCAGCCAGCAAUUUGCUUCAAGGGGAACCAGGGGUACGUCAAAAUUCCCGCUGGUACUCCAGAGGCACCCGAUGCACUGCGUGUCUUCUCCUUCUACCUGUCCAGCGACAGCAAGGACAAACCUCAGGCCAGCUUUGACUGCAUACACCAGUAUGGCUCGGGGGACGGCUGGGAGCAUCUGGAGAGCCAGGGCAGCAUCCAGGACAAGAUCACGGUGUGCGCCACGGACGACUCCUACCAGAUGACCCGCGAGCGCAUGUCCCAGGUGGAGAAAGACAUCAUGAGCAGGUCGGCCAUCGAGAUCAAGCCGGGCUCAGGCACCAAUCUCAGUAAAUGUGUGAAGAUCAAGAGAAAGCAAGGCCUGCCCCCAUCUGCAGACAGCAUGAACAAACACUCGCCCAGCAACAAGAGGAGCGGGGCCCCCAGCCCUGUGGCCCAUCGGCCCCUGAGGGACCGCGUGAUUCACGUGCUGGCCUUAAAGCCCUACAGGAAGGCUGAGCUGCUGCUGUGGCUGGACAAGGAGAGGGCCAACCCCAAGGACAAGGCCGACCUCAGCGUCGUGCUGGACGAGGUGGCAAAACUCAACCCCAAAGAGCACAGCUUCACCCUGAAGGAUGAGUUCUACCGGCAGGUCCAGAGAGACUGGCCAGGCUAUCUGGAGGAGGAGAGGCAACUCAUACACAGACUGCUCACCAGAAAGCUGCAGCCCCUGGGUCCUGGCCAGACGAGGAGUUUACAGUCCAGCCAUUCAUUCCACAAAACCCCUGGGGAUUCUCCAUCCCAGCUCAGUCCAGUCAAGAAUCCCUCUGUGAAACGCCCAGUGCCUUCCGACAACUCACAAAGCCCGACUCCCAAGAAGCCACGGUUACUAGACACGAGUUUGCCCCUCCAAUCACCUUCCAAUGGACAUCUGAGCUCCUCGAUGGGCCGAGCCUCCAUAGGCCCGAGGAACAGCAGUUUACCGAUGAAACUGGACUUCGACCGAACGAGCAGUAGCAUUCAGGACGGUCAAAACGGCCUCUACCCACGGCUCAACCAUGGCCACGGCGAGCCGGACGUCGCUGCCAAGCCCGAGCGGCUGCAGCCCGACCUCCCCGCGGCGAGUAGCCCCAAACCCCGGCGGACUGACCCCCCAGUACGGACUGACCUCCCAGUAUGCACUGAGCAGCCGCUAGCCAACGGCCAGCACAAGAAGAAGAAGUCCAAGAAGCACAAGGACAAAGAGCGAGAGCACUUAAAAACGGAGUGGGUGGAAACCAGCCCGGAUCUGAAACACCAUCAGGAGAAUCUCAAUGAUCAUGAAAUGGCCAACACACCUGUCAGCCAAGGCUCUCCCGAGGACAUCCCUGACUAUUUAAUAAAAUACAUCACUAUAACUGGUGGUGAUCAACGUCAACAGUAUAAAGAGGACUUCUGUGCUGAGUAUGAUGAAUACAGGGACCUGCACGACCGGAUCGGCAAGGUUACGGAGAUGUUCAUUCAGCUGGGCUCCAAGAUUAAGACCCUCUCACCUGGCACGCAAGAGUAUAAGGUAAUGGAAGAACAAAUACUCCAGAAGUAUAAAAGGUAUAAGAAGAAGUUUCCGGAGUACCGGGAAGAGAAGAAGCAUUGCGAAUAUCUCCAUCAGAAACUGUCGCACAUCAAAGGCCUCAUCUUGGACUAUGACCGGUCCCAGACCCCCUCGUAGCGACGGCUUCUCCUCACUUCUCUAUGAGUAGCAGGACAGACCAAAAGACUCUCCCCGAGGAACCGCCCAGAACUGAAGUCCGGCCUCUGGCUCUGCCUAGUCCCAGAAAAUGCUUUCUCACUUUACUUCUCUCGAGGAAGACACAGAAAGAAAGACAGAAACUGGAAAAAAAGGAGGAAAACAAGCCUGCGGGCGCAAGGAAAACCAGAGGAGUAAACACUCAAGUUGGCCUAGACCACCAACUAGUGACAGUGCCCUUUAAUGUCUGUUGUUAUAUGUUCACCAGAGCGAGAAAGAGAGGGAAAGAGAGAGAGAGAGUGUGUGUGAGUGUUGACGUGGACAGGGAUUUGUGGUGUUCUAUAUAUUGUGAGACACAAUUAAAAAGCCAAAAUCCUUUUUUAUUUCUCUUGCUCUCUCUCUCUCUGAAAUGAAAUGGGGGCAUAAAGCUUCUGACGCCUCUACUUAUUUUGGUAUGUGGCCAAGACAUCAGAAUGGAGCCGCCAUGGUGUUCAAUGGUACAAUCAUAAAGACAGGAUGGGUUAAGAGAAUCUUAAUACCCAGUCUUCUGUUUGCUCGGUAAUUGAGCACUAAAUACAGUGUCUAUUUUGCUAUAUUACUGAAUGUACAUUUGUAAAAAAAGAAAAAGAAAAAAAAUACAUGAGAUCACAACAUAUAUAAAAAGAUGGGUUUAAAUCACUGGAUAUAAUAAGGGAAAGCUGAGAGAUAUACUAUACUGUGGGUAUCUAUGGAAGAUGUGCUGGUGAUUUUGACACGUGUUCAUUUACUCACCUGGCCCUGUUGAUAUUGCCUCUGGUAGGAAGCCUCUCACUGCCUCCUCAUCCACUAACUAAUUUGCAUCAAUGUCAGCCCACUGCUCGAGUGUUUCGGGGAAACCAAAAUGAGGAUGAGGAGGGCUAGUGGCCUCUUCUGUCCUCGUCCGAGUGAAGCAGUUGACUCUUUGGACAUUUGUCCAAGAGCAAGGCGCUUCUAACCGUAGGAUUCAUGAGGGCAGCAGAGGCCAUCCUUCCUACACCACUGUAGCAGGAGGCUUAGUCUCCAACCACUACAGCACAAUGGUGUCCUUAUUGCCAUAAUAAUAAUGGUAAUUAUUACAUGUAUUUUUAUUAUUAUUAUUAUUAUUAUUAUUAUUAUCAUUGGACACUGAGCAUACACACAGCAGACACAAUCAUGUUCUGAAAGCACAUUUAGUUUGUUUUUGUAUGUUCUCAUGAAUUUUUUCUGAAGACUAUACAUUUGUUUAGAUGAGCCGUGUUUUUAUUUGUUUGUUUGUUUAUAUGUAUGUAUGUUCCCCUCCUUUCAACUCUCAGUGUAAAUGUUUUGUUCCUGUGCAAAUGUCUUAUUUUCAUCAUUCCACUUGGAGUCCUCCCAAAGGUUACCUACCCUAACAAUGCAAUUGCCUUUGACCCACGUAGUGUCUAAUGAUAAGGUUCAACUGAUUGUGCAUCACUUUCUAGAAUGUUCUCGCCUCAUGUCAUGUGAGGAACAAUGUACCAAGCAGUUAUCAAAGGAUGACAUGUUCUCAGUCUCCUUUCUUUUGGCUUGGGGUCUGCUGUGUUCUGAAUUGAUGUGCAGUUGAAAGACCAAACAAUGAGACUUUGAAGCAAGGCUCAUAUGGCCUGUCUCAAUUCUUUCAAACAGUCACAGUUUGUCAACACUUGUCAACACUUAAAUUUACAGUGUCUUGAGCUUGCAUCACAUUGCUGUGCCCAUGACCUUGUGUGCAUUGUUUUAAUGAAAAGUAUUUUGUGUCAUUCUUGCGCUUUAAAGUUUCUCCUCUGGAGAGUGCUGAACUGUUAAGUAUUUCAUUCAGUGUUAGUUGAAUUCUCAAUCAGAAUUUGGUUCCGAGCAAGAAAACUCAUAGAUUUGCCAAAUUAGGAUAGUUAUUUUUUAUCGUACGUUUGAUGUUUCAUUCCUACAUGGGGCUACUUCAUGUUUUGUUGUAGAUGCCUUAAAUAAACUGGACCGCAUUA